AUGACUAUCUCGGGAACGAUAUCAUGGAAGCUGUUUCAGGCGAUGAUCAAGAUCCCAAUCAACAUGCCAAUAAAAAGAAACGCUACCAUCGCCAUACUCAACAUCAAAUCCAGGAAAUGGAAGCGUGAGUCAUUCUUUUACCCUAAUCUUGAAUAUCUCAUUUUUGUUGGUUUCACUCUAAUGGGUGUGGUUCGAACCCAUCUCAUGUUUUUCAAAGAGUACCCCCAUCCCGAUGAUAAGCAAAGAAAGGAACUUGGAAGAAGACUAUCCUUGGAGCCUUUGCAGACUCAACAUGAACGCUUUGAUAACUCUAAGCUGAGGAACGAAAAUGAAAAGCUCCGGGCAGAGAACAUACGUUACAAGGAAGCCCUUGCAAAUGCCACCUGUCCUAACUGUGGAGGCCCAACUGCUAUUGGUGAGAUGUCUUUUAAUGAACAACAGUUGAAGAUUGAAAAUGCUCGUCUACGAGAAGAGAUUGAUAGGAUAUCCGGAAUUGCUGCCAAGUAUAUUGGCAAGCCAAUGCUCUCUAACCCGGAUGCAUCAUCUCAAGGACCCCCUCGCUCACUUGAAUUACCUGUGGCUAGUUUUAGUCCACAACAAGGGAUGCUAGGUGAGAUGUUUGGUGCAAACGACCUUCUUCAGUCCUUAGCUGGCCCUAUUGAGGCUGAGAAACCUACUAUCAUUGAUCUAGCUGUUACAGCCAUGGAGGAACUAGUUAGAAAGGCUCAGGUUUGCGAGCCCUUGUGGGUUCCAACAUCAAAUAACUCUCAUGAGAUUUUAAGCGAAGACGAGUAUCUGCGGUCAUUUCCUAGAGGCAUUGGACCGAAACUAAUGGGAUUCAAAUCUGAAGCUUCAAGGGAAUCGAUGGUUAUCAGCAUGAAUCAUAUGACUAUUGUGGAAAUUCUAAUGGACGUGCAUCAAUGGUCAAAUGUGUUUUGUGGCAUUGUUUCAAGAGCAAUGACUUUAGAAGUGCUUUCAACCGGGGUGGCAGGCAAUUAUAAUGGAGCUCUUCAAGUGAUGAGAGCUGAAUAUCAGAUUCCUUCACCACUCGUUCCAACACGAGAAAACUAUUUCGUUCGGUAUUGUAAACAACAUGGUGAUGGGACGUGGGCGGUUGUUGAUGUAUCCAUGGAUAAUAUGGGCUCAUCGUCAAUUUCAAGAUGUAGGAGAAGGCCCUCUGGCUGCUUGAUUCAAGAACUUCCUAAUGGUUACUCAAAGGUCACUUGGAUUGAACAUGUUGAAGUUGAUAAUGGGGACGUUCAUGAUAUCUAUAAGGUACUAGUAAACUCUGGUCUUGCAUUUGGUGCAAAAAGAUGGGUAGCCACUUUAGAUAGACAAAGUGAACGACUUGCAAGUGCAAUGGCUAGCAAUAUUCCUGCAGGAGAUGUCGGAGUUAUAACGUCUCCAGAAGGGCGAAAGAGUAUGUUGAAGUUAGCAGAAAGAAUGGUUUUGAGCUUCUGUAGUGGGGUUGGUGCUUCGACUGCUCACACAUGGACAAGUUUAUCUGGUAGUGGAGGAGAUGAUGUGCGUGUAAUGACCCGAAAGAGUGUAGAUGAUCCAGGCAGGCCUUCUGGUAUUGUGCUAAGUGCUGCAACUUCAUUUUGGUUACCAGUUCACCCAAAACAGCUUUUGAAUUUUCUCCGUGAUGAGAACUCUAGGAAUGAGUGGGACAUCCUUUCGAAUUGUGGGCAUGUUGAAGAAAUCGCACACAUUGCCAACGGCCGUGAUCCAGGAAAUUGUGUUUCCCUUCUGCGUGUUAAUAGUGCCAAUUCAAGUCAGAGCAACAUGCUCAUCCUACAAGACAGUACAACCGAUUCUACAGGUGAUCCAGAUUAUGUUGCGUUGCUUCCAUCUGGUUUUGCCAUACUUCCUGAUGGACCAGUAGAUUAUGAAGGAGGAGCUCUUGUUAGUGGAACUGGUGGAUCAUUACUCACCAUCGCAUUCCAGAUUUUAGUAGAUUCGGAUCCUACAUCCAAACUGUCACUAGGAUCGGUGGCAAUAGUUAAUAGUCUUAUUAAGUCCACGGUUGAAAGAAUCAAAGCUGCAGUAGCUUCUAAUAUGAGUAAAGCAAUGGGGAUUUAA
Lactuca saligna is the source of this 2082-nucleotide messenger RNA. NCBI's taxonomy places the organism in Eukaryota, Viridiplantae, Streptophyta, Magnoliopsida, Asterales, Asteraceae. The record is from the annotation of a GenBank genome assembly.